Molecule: messenger RNA, 3372 nt
Organism: Symbiodinium sp. CCMP2592
Lineage: Eukaryota; Dinophyceae; Suessiales; Symbiodiniaceae
Source: the annotation of a GenBank genome assembly
AUGGAGAUGCCAAGUGUUGUAGUCCGACUAGCGUGUGGCGAAUGCUCGCUGUUGGUAAAUCCCCAAGGAACGCUUUUGAGCAAGACGUUUGUGAGUCCGAUCCUUUCUGUUCGGGCGUUGCUAGCUCUUGGCUACAAGGUGGAGUGGGAUUCUUCUCGUUGUAGAAUUUGGCAUCCUUCGCGGGGUGUAUUGGAUACGGAUGUUAGCACUGGUUGCCCGGAAAUCUCUGAGCAGAAGGCCUUGGAACUUAUCGGGGAAUAUGAGGCUUUGGUGCAGCGCGGGGAGAGUCGUUGUGCACGACUGCACUGUUUGAUGAAGGAUUUAGCUGGAUUGAGUAAUGCUGAGCUUGCUGAUGUGAUUGUUCGUCGGGAUGUGCACUCAGACGCAGCUGUAAAGAAGCUGGUUGAGAAAGUGUUUGGGGAUACGCCUAGUGAUUUGAGGGAGCAGGCGGUUGCAUCUGUGCAAGAUCCAGCUGGUGAGUCUUUCACAUGGAACAGAAGGAUGCGGAGGAAGUUUGAGCGUGCGAAAGGCCUAGUUGUUCAUCUGUUCUGUGGUGAGGGCAGAAAGGCUUUUGAUCGAGUGUCCGAGAAACACGGGCUAAUCCAUGUGCCGGUUGACACAGCCGAAGACCUGUUGGCGGAAGGUACCUAUCAGUAUUUGCUCAGGCAGGCUGUGGAUUCGAAGAAGCAACAAGUCGUUGCAGGUGCCAUUAGCCGUAUGUACGCACGAGCAAUAUCAGACGGGUUGAGCGUCCAACGUAUCCAUACGGACAGGGGAAAGGAGUACCGGAACUCCGCAUUGGAUGCCUUCUGUCAAAAGCUCGGAGUUCAUCAUACAUACGCAAUGGCAGAGGAACACCAGACCAAUGGUCGCGCGGAGGGGGCUAUAUUGAAGAUCAAAAAUCGAACGAGGGAGAUCCUCGAAGGAUCAGGGCAAGAUGAUCUUUCAGAGUGGCCAUUGGCGGCGAAAUUGGCGUCGUAUCACUUGAGAUCUGAAGCUCGCAAGAAGUUGCGGAUGCCGUGUGAGCCGACAGUCGUGGCGGCGUGGAGUUUGGAGUUCGAGAACUACCACGGCUGUCACAAAAUGUCCCUCUUCGGAAACUUCGAGGGGGUGGGUGGUGAAAACGGCCGAGGGUCCUUGUAUGAAGCAGGCAGUUGGGAGCCAAAGGACGUGGCGUCCCUUGCAGUUGCCAUGUCGAAGCACGUUGCUAACAUUGUCCUGCCCAUUGUUACUUCCGGGGGAGUUACGGAGUCUAGGAUGCUGGAAAAUGGGAAGCGACUAUGGGAAACGGGAUUCACGUAUUUGCCGGGAACCAAAUCAGAGUACUGGGGCUUCAAGACAUUGGCUUCCGUUUCCGCGGUCGUGCUUCGGAGACUUGAGAUUGCCGGGCGCCGGCCAGUAAAUGGACGGGGUGGUCUGCUUUCCCUUUGCAUCUCAGUGACCCAGACAACGGAAGGAGUCCACAAGGUGUAUGUGAAACUGGGUCUGCGGAGGGACAUUUCGCCAGCUCCGCUUUGGUUGAUUGGUGACACGGGCGAGGCUUCAGGUCUUGAGAUUCUUCCACCUCCGCGACCCAAGGCUACUGUUAGCGAAGAGUUUCCUGAGUGGUGUCCAGCUGGUGUGUACAUAGCUUGCCUUGUUGCGGAACUUCGGGCGCUUUACAUGAAGCUUCAAGGUGAUGAGGCGGAUACCUGCUCAGGUGAGGCUCAAAAGGGCCAUGGGGAAGUGGAUGCUUCGGUUUCUGGUGAAGCUGUAGGGUGCUCAGACUUUGAGUGGGAUGAUGACUCUCAGGAUGUCAAGAUGUACCAGGUGCCAGAUUGCAUCAAACCACUGCGUCCAUGUCAUUCGUCGGAUGUUGGGGAUAGCUGCUACACACUGGAGCGAGUGGAUUGGCCUAUGUGUGUCAACGUAGCUGAUGAGAUGCAGGAGUUGGCUGAGGUGCAUAGGGCCAUGUGCAGCUUGUUGGAUGGGCAGUCUGAGGAAGUAGAUGGCCAGUGUUGCAGUUGUGAGGCUCAGUGGCUUGACGAAGUUCAGGGUUUGGAGCAAGUGGAGGCUGAGGCCUGCCAGUUAGACAGGAAGAGCGAGGAGUGCAUGCUGGGAUCCGGGAGUCUAAAGGCUGUUCAAAUGGACGAUGAUGAUCCACCACCUCUUCAGUCGAAGAUUGUAGCGCAGGACCAGGUUCGACGUGAGCUUGGUAAGUGGCGUGGAUCUAUGGGGGAGGAAGUAGAGUCGUUAGUUCAGAAGACUGAAGCAGUUGAAGACUUGACAGACGACCAGUAUCACAAGCUGGUGGCGGAUCCAGGCGUGCAUGUGGAACUGAUUCCAGGAAAAAUGGUGUAUGUUUGGAAAUCCACUGGACGUCGUAGGGCGAGAAUGGUGGGAUGUGGCAACUUCUGUGACAACGAUGGCAGCACUCAGAAGGCAGAUCUUUUUGCGAGUGGGGCUGGUGCGGAGUCCAUUCGAAUGAUGAUCCGCAAGUGUACUCUGGAACCAUCUUGGCAUCUGGUCUCGGUUGAUGUGAAAACAGCUUUUCUCCAGGCGCCGCUUAUGGAAAUGCAGAAGGAUGGUAAGGAGAAGGUCACAGUCGUUAAAGUUCCGAGCAUAUUAAGGGAAGCGGGUGUUACUGCUACCAAGUACUGGAAAGUCAAGAAAGCUCUUUAUGGUCUGAACUCGGCGCCGCGCUCGUGGAGCCUUCAUAGAGACCGGGUGAUGACGGAUCUUCGGAUUGAGUAUGGUGAUGGCAUCUUGAGGCUUCGAAAGCUAAAGGAGGACGCCAAUCUCUGGCAGAUUCUCAAGUAUCCACGGGAGGGCAGAGAUCCUGAGAAGGAAGCCGGUGAAGCAGGAGGACAGUGCCUCGGGAUUAUAGCCUUGUAUGUGGACGAUAUCUUAGUUGCGUCGGAAAAGGACGUUGCCCAAGCUGUAGUUCGCGGACUGGAAUCAAAUUGGGAAUUGUCAACCCCGGACUGGGUGUCGGAGGAAGGAGAUUGCUUGAAGUUUGCAGGCUUCGAGCUGGAAAAAACCAGUCAAGGGAUUCGUCUUCAUCAGGAGAGCUACACCAAGGAUAUCCUAGAACAGUACCAAGACACAAUCCCGGGUGUGGAACGUACACCAGCUGUCAAGACUGUUGAAAGUGAGGAACCGGUGGAUCGUUCGGAACAGCUGGAGUGGACGAAACGUGCACAAUCAUUGAUUGGACAGUUGCUCUGGCUUGCGGGGAGGACCCGUCCUGACAUUGCUUAUGCUGUGAAUCUUGCUGCUCAGAGGAUAGUGCCAUCUCCGGGUGAGGCGGUUGCUCGCGCAGAACACUUGAUCAGGAGCGCUGAUAUUCUGGGCCUCAUGCAGGCAGACUCUCAUAGCGUCCCAUACUGCUGA